GUGUGGGUGUUUUUGUGAGCCGGAGUGUUGCAGAGAGAACUUGGCGAUGGCGAUUAGGGUAUGAUGUCUGGAAGGACUGGAUAUGAGGUUGCCUUAUUGAAGAGAAGGUUUUUUGUUAGUAUUUUUUAUGAGAGAUUAAGGUGUGAUUCUCGAGAGAGUUGUGUGAGCAGGGGGAGCGAUGGCAGGGCCGCCUGGGGCAGGGGGUGGUAGCGGUCAAAAGCGGGGUCGGCCUGCUACGGCGAAUGCUGGAAACAGCGCAAAUCAUGUAGGUCACGUGGAGAAUGCCACUGCUGGCGCGGCGCAUCAGCCUUCGCCUGGGCCGAACCUGGGCCCGUCGCUUCAAGUGAGCCACAAUUUUGCAGAGCAGCAUACGAAGAGAAUCGUGAUGGCGCUGCAGAGCGGCUUGAAGGGUGAGCUGGCGUGGGCAAUCAACGCGCUGACGUUGUUGAGUUUCAAGGAGAAGGAUGAUACUCGCAAAGACGCAACUCCAUUGGCUAAAGUGCCGGGAUUGCUUGAUUCACUGUUACAGGUGAUUAGUGAGUGGCGGGACAUAGCGCACGAGCGGAUGUUUGCGAAACUGUCCAGGCCUCGCUUGCUAGGAGCUGAUCAGCCGUAUACGGGGUUUGGUCUCGAGCAUGAAAUAUACAUCCCCGAUGAUGCACUGCUGCAUGUCAGGGCGGCGGCAGAGAGGAAUGCUCAAGGUGCUGAUGCAACAGAGACCAAAGAGGGAUGGUGUUGGGACGAGGAAGGGCUUUUCAAUCUCGACGAAAUUGGUCGUCACGAGAAACAGAUAUGUGCUGUGGCGGUAUCGAAUGUGUUGCGCAAUAUGUCUUUCAUGCCUGAGAACGAAUCGUUCAUGGCACAGCACCGUGGUUGCCUAGAAACUUUGAUUACAGUCUUAGAAGAUCACGAGACUGAGGACGAGGAGCUGGUUACAAACUCGACAGAGACGCUUUUGAACUUAGCGCCUUUCUUAUGUUUGAAGAUAUUUACUAACAACGGGAACAAUAAAGCGAACAACCCAGGAAGCUCAAUGUCCGAUAAGAGGAUGAUCGAUGCUAUAAUGACGAUGCUGUCGUCUCCUUUAAUUUCCUGGCACUGCAAUGCAGCAGAGCUUCUUGGACGACUUGUUGUAAAUCCUGACAAUGAAUCCUCCAUUUUGCCUUUUGUUCCCCUGAUUUUCCCACGAUUGGUAGAGCUUAUAAGUACUGAAGUAUCUGGCGAUGCUCUCGCGGCUGCUGUGGCAGCAUUACUCAAUUUUUCCGAGAUUAACACGGACUGCAGGUUGCGUCUUGCAGGCGAGCGCUGGGCCGUGGGAAGGUUGCUGAGGGUAGUAGGUUCAUGGAAUCAUCAUCCGCAGGAAGUUUGUCGAAAGGCAGCACUUACCCUUGAGAGUUUGGCCUCUGAACCUCAGAAUAGAAUUGUUUUGCUCGCCUACGAGAGCCUGAUUGCUGAGCUGGCUGUUGUUGACCAGCGAAUGUCGGAUGUUUUUGCCCGCAUCCUUUGGGAGCUCAGUUCAGGUGUUAGCUCCAAGAUGGGAUCCAUUAGAGGAGUGUGGGGCUCAGCGUGAUUCUAAUAUUUUUUUGUAACUCUAAUAUUUUGCUGGGUUUAACCGCCGAAAAUGUUGUACAGCGGCGCUAUUUGAAGAACAGUAAUGCUUCCCUGUGUAGCACAUGCUAUCGAUUGCAUCCCUGGAAAGAAUGCGUGGCUCCUGGUCAGGUUUAACUGGAGAUUCUGCGGCUUCUCAAGAUCUUUACCACUGACUGUUUUGUAGCUGGUAGCCAUCUCCCCAUGUAGUUACAUUGUAAGCAAUACAAAACAGAGUUAUUUUCUUUUCUUUUUCGUUUGAUUAUGCCUAAUGGAUGGCCGUGGUCUUGUUUUAGUUACAGAACUCAUCGUUCCUUCUCAUUUAA
Molecule: messenger RNA, 1913 nt
Organism: Physcomitrium patens
Lineage: Eukaryota; Viridiplantae; Streptophyta; Bryopsida; Funariales; Funariaceae
Source: RefSeq, a predicted model, not a curated record